This is a messenger RNA of Dentiscutata heterogama, 161 nucleotides long. The record is from the annotation of a GenBank genome assembly. Lineage: Eukaryota; Fungi; Glomeromycota; Glomeromycetes; Diversisporales; Gigasporaceae.
GUGCUAAUACUCAUUCUCCAGAGUUUAUUCUAUUUGAUGUAUUCAAUUCAGAAGUAUUGGCUAAUAAUAAAAUAGAAGUACUAGUUGAUGAUAAAGCUGAAGCUGAAGCCAAAAAGACUAGUGAUUUCUCUUUUUCAAAUAUAUAUAUAAUGAAUAUUCAG